This is a messenger RNA of Chrysochloris asiatica (Cape golden mole), 270 nucleotides long. RefSeq names its product dynein light chain 1, cytoplasmic-like. The transcript has a single exon. Gene Ontology annotation, molecular function: dynein intermediate chain binding; dynein light intermediate chain binding. Gene Ontology annotation, cellular component: cytoplasmic dynein complex. The coding region runs from base 1 to 270 and encodes 89 amino acids. Gene Ontology annotation, biological process: cilium assembly; microtubule-based process. Lineage: Eukaryota; Metazoa; Chordata; Mammalia; Afrosoricida; Chrysochloridae. The record is from RefSeq and is a predicted model, not a curated record.
AUGUGUGACCGAAAGGCCAUGAUAAAAAAUGCUGACAUGUCUGAGGAGAUGCAACAGGACUCGGUGGAGUGCGCUACGCAGGCACUGGAGAAAUACAACAUCGAGAAGGACAUCGAGGCCCACAUCAAGGAGGAGUUUGACAAGAAGUACAACCCCACCUGGCACUGCAUCGUGGGGAGAAACUUCAGUAGUUAUGUGACACAUGAAACUAAGCACUUCAUCUACUUCUACCUGGGCCAAGUGGCCAUUUUUCUGUUCAAAUCUGGUUAA